CUGUAGCUCUGGCAGUAGUGUAAACAUUUGUAGUAAAUCUAAAUGUGAGUAAACGACUAAUGUCGAAAUAGUGUAGUGUAAAGUGAGGGUGUGUGUUUUGUUAAAAUAAUUUAUAUUUGCAAACAUUUUUGAACCUAAACUGUAUAAUGCUUGAUAUAACAACUUGACAUAACGACCAAUUGCCCAAAGUGAUAAUUGGUCAAUAUGGCUGUGAGUAGCACCGAUAACAUCGAAUAUCAUCCAACUGUUCUAGCACAGCUUUUACAUUCCCUACCGCAUCUAAAUGUAUCAUGCCAUAGAGUCAACAGUACUUUUAAUCCACAGUCCGAUAUUUAUUUAGAGAGUUUGGGAAUAUUAUCAUCAAUUCCAGCAGCAUGGUUGAUAUUAACACUUGCAGCUUUACUUUUAUACCUAGCAACACGAUGUUGCGAUCAACAUUCAACACGUCGAAAACCUCGAUCCCUAACAGCACCACGAUUGGCGUUAGCCGCCGCUGCAUUAUUAUGUGCAGCCGCGACCGGAUUAGGAUUAUAUGCUAACGAUGAUUUACAUAAUGGUAUUGUACAAUCGUUAACAUCAGCACGAAAUUUGAAUAAUAUUAUAUCGAAUGUUCGAAAUCAAACCAAAAUAAUUAGUACAUCAUUAACCGAUGCAGUAUUCCCGCAAUUAACUGAAUUGAGUGAUAUUUUUGAUAAUCCAGUUGCAAAUCAAACAGCUUUAGCUCAAUUAGUUGAUGCAUUACAAUCUGUAAGACAGAAUAAUACGUUAGCAAUACGUGCAACAGCAGAUAUUCAACGACCAUUAGCUAAUUUAGAUAUGUCACAUAUAAUUAACACGGGAGAUCGUUGGGAACUAUAUCGAUGGGCUGGUGCUAUGGGUAUUCUUAGUGGAUUACUGGCACUUUGUGCUGUAGUGCUAGUUGGUGCUGCUAGAAGAUCUCGUCGAUGUUUAGUAUUGGCAUCCGUAUUAGCACUAGUAUCAGCAGCAAUUGCAUGGUUACUGUCAUCAGUAGGACUUGCAGCUGCUGUUGCAUUGGCUGAUUUAUGUGUUGGUCCUGAACAAUAUGCAGGAAGUGUUGUAAGCCAAAAAGGUUUGCCACCAGAGCUUUUAUAUUAUUAUACUCGCUGUGAAAGUGUACGAGCAAACCCAUUUACUCAAAGAUUAAGAGAAUCACAACAAGCCCUGAAUCGAAUGCGUGUGAGUCUAGGGAGUGUUUCAAAGAUUGCGUUAGACUUAUUUAAAAAUAGAGAUCUUCAACCGAAAUUAUCUGCGUUGACAAUUGAGGCUAACUCUUGUGAUCGUGGAUUAGCAUCAUUGACAGCUUUACUCGAUUGUAGGGCCAUUCAUGCACAAUGGAUGGCUGGUACGCGAGGACUUUGUGUAUCUGCAUUACCAGGACUUGCUUUAUUAUUAUUGGCAACCGCAACAGCUGGGUUAUUACUAUCAAUUCUUGUUUGUCUUGCAUCUCAUACUUGGAUUUAUCUAAGGAAAAGAAGAGAUUAUUCACAAGUGGAUGAAACAGAUCCCUUCUUACCAGCACCAGCUGCAAGUCAAGCUGUUGCAGCACGAACAUUGCAAGGAGGUAUGGCUGGGGCAGGAACUUUACCAAGAGGACCACCACAUCACCACCGUAGCCAAGGGUCGUACAAUAGAGAUAUUAAAACAACAACUCCACGUAACAGUGACCCUCCGCCUAGCUAUGCCGCUGCGUUAUUGCAUGAACAGAAGGAAAAAGCUUCCAGGAAGGCAGCAAUGGCCGCUAAUUCGCCUGUGCAUGGGGCACCACCUCCUGUUGGAGGGGUUACACCCGUUUUUGCACCAACAGCGCCGCCUUCACCAUAUCAAUAUUUUGAUGAUCUAGAUGGGUGUGACACGAGUAGACACACGCCAGAGACAAGACUCGCCUCCAGUGGGGGCCAUCUCGCUCAUCUCAGUGGCAGCCACUCCCACCACCGGGGCGGGCACUCCACAUUGGGACGCCUCCCCUCUCACGCCUCACACCACGACCACCACAUCAACCUCACUGGACCCAAUAAUGGUAAGUACGCGACUUUGAGUAAACAAUGCAAAACGCUUGAGUCGAGCGAUUUCUACUGA
Chrysoperla carnea is the source of this 2097-nucleotide messenger RNA. RefSeq names its product protein tweety. Gene Ontology annotation, molecular function: intracellularly calcium-gated chloride channel activity; volume-sensitive chloride channel activity. Gene Ontology annotation, cellular component: plasma membrane. Lineage: Eukaryota; Metazoa; Arthropoda; Insecta; Neuroptera; Chrysopidae. The record is from RefSeq and is a predicted model, not a curated record. The transcript has 7 exons. The coding region runs from base 205 to 2097 and encodes 630 amino acids.